Messenger RNA from Mizuhopecten yessoensis (Yesso scallop), 668 nucleotides. RefSeq names its product putative tyrosinase-like protein tyr-3. The transcript is spliced from 7 exons. The coding region runs from base 52 to 576 and encodes 174 amino acids. NCBI's taxonomy places the organism in Eukaryota, Metazoa, Mollusca, Bivalvia, Pectinida, Pectinidae. The record is from RefSeq and is a predicted model, not a curated record.
GGAAACCUGUGGACUGAUACAGUGCUCCGACAGCAUCCCUAAUAGACAGACAUGGCGGAUACCGGGAUAACAGUGGCGCUGAUCGCAGUGAUGAUUCAGAUUAUCUACGCCGCAAAAUUGACGCACGUCGAUAGUCACCCGCUUGCCGGAAAGGAAGCAAACGAAAACCCUCUUAAAAGAAUGACCGAUCCCUAUGCGAACAGCCGAGGAGGCGAUGAUUGUAACAAUUACGAAAUACAGUGCCGAGGUUGGGCGGCCACAGGCGAGUGUGACAGAAACCCGAUGUACAUGCAUAGAACAUGCCAGCAUGCAUGCGGGACGUGCGCCUGCUCCGACAACAAUGAACAAUGCGAAACCUGGGCAGGCAUUGGGGAGUGCAGCUUUAACCCGGGUUACAUGAUCAGUCACUGCCGGCUGUCCUGUGGCCGAUGUACUCGUAGUGGCUCUAACGGCAGACGUGACGUCACUAGGAACUUCGGUAACAGCCCACCCGGCACAAGAGACGACUCACGCAGACAAGUCAGGAAAGUUGGGCACAAUGGACCACCAGACACACGUGAAACAGGAUCAAUAUAAAUGGAACACGCGCAGAGAAGCGACACGAGCAUGGAACUACAUUUAAAAACUAUACUUGCAUAUGUAUAUAUUAUUAUACAUCAAUAAAAAAA